Vitis vinifera (wine grape) is the source of this 3684-nucleotide messenger RNA. Its product is annotated as receptor protein kinase TMK1. The transcript has 2 exons. Gene Ontology annotation, molecular function: protein kinase activity; protein binding; ATP binding. Gene Ontology annotation, biological process: protein phosphorylation. NCBI's taxonomy places the organism in Eukaryota, Viridiplantae, Streptophyta, Magnoliopsida, Vitales, Vitaceae. The coding region runs from base 509 to 3391 and encodes 960 amino acids. The record is from RefSeq and is a predicted model, not a curated record.
GAUCAUGGAACCAGGAUGGAUGAAAAGACAAUGAUACCCUUCUAGUUAGUGAUGAGAGAGAGAGAGAGGGGGGAGGAUGUGUGAGUGAGGACAGCACUGGUGCUGGAUGUGAGGUGAGAUAUGAAGGAAUAUAUAGUUCCAGGAAAUUGAAGAGGGUGCAGAGAUAAAUUUCAUUUAAGUCUCAUCGGGGAAAUUUUUUCCAGUGUUUGUCUUCUGGGUUGAGUAUUUCUCAUCAGAGAUCCACCUUUCACGGUGCUACUCAUAGCUUGGAGCUGAAGUUUGAGGGGUUUUGUUAUUUUAUGCGAUUUUGUACCGCUAGUGAGAAGAAGCCUCUAGUGCCUCAUCAUUCUUUUGGGGUGGCGUUGGGCUCUGAGUUGUGGGUUUUCUCACUUGUUCAUGGGAGUAGUUUUGAGGUGGGUAUUUGGAGGAAGGGGCAUUGGAGGUGGAAUGAGGUUUUCUGUAGUGCUAGUAGCCUAGUACUUGGGCUUUUCAAUGGUUCUGAUCAAGUAUGGUGAAGCGUCACAGAUCUGCCAUGGAAGCUGACCAGACAAAGCUUGUUUUUGGAGUGCUUUUCUCUCUUGUUGCUGUGGUUUUUACUGCAACAGACCCAAAUGACCUUGCAAUUCUGAACCAGUUCAGAAAAGGGUUGAAGAAUCCAGAGCUCUUGAACUGGCCUGAAAAUGGUGAUGACCCAUGCGGUAUCCCACGCUGGGAUCACGUCUUCUGCAGUGGUUCAAGGGUUUCUCAGAUUCAGGUUCAGAACCUGGGCUUGAAGGGUCCUCUGCCUCAGAACCUCAACCAGCUCUCCAUGCUCACAAGUCUUGGCCUUCAGAGGAACCAAUUCAGUGGCCAAUUGCCAUCACUCAGCGGCUUAUCGGAACUGCGGUACGCUUAUUUCGAUUUCAAUGAAUUUGAUUCCAUACCAUCUGAUUUUUUCGAUGGUCUCGUCAAUUUAGAGGUUCUAGAACUGGAUAACAAUAAUUUGAAUGUCACUACUGGAUGGUCCCUCCCGUCUCAGUUGCAAAAUUCAGCUCAGCUGAGAAAUUUGACGUUGGUAAAUAGCAAUUUGGUUGGUCCUUUGCCGGAAUUUUUGGGGAACAUGUCGUCGUUGGCAGUAUUAAAACUGUCAAUGAAUACAAUUUCCGGUGGAAUUCCAGCGAGUUUUAAGGACUCCAAUUUGGAAAUUCUUUGGUUGAAUAAUCAGAAAGGGGGUCAGAUGACAGGUCCUAUUGAUGUGGUGGCAACAAUGUUAUCUCUUACCACACUGUGGCUUCAUGGGAACAAGUUCAGUGGGCCAAUUCCUGAGAACAUUGGAGAUUUAACUUCUUUGAAGGAUCUUAAUCUCAACAGCAACCAACUGGUGGGGUUAAUUCCUGAUAGCUUGGCAAGUUUGGAGCUUAACAGUUUGGAUUUGAAUAAUAAUCAGUUGAUGGGUCCAAUUCCAAAUUUCAAAGCUGUUAAUGUGUCCUAUGAUUCAAACCAAUUAUGUCAAUCUAAACCGGGAGUUCCUUGUGCCAAGGAAGUAAUGGUCCUCUUGGAGUUCCUUGGUGGUUUGAAUUAUCCUAACCACCUUGUUUCUUCCUGGUCUGGUAAUGACCCCUGUGAAGGGCCAUGGUUGGGAUUGUCCUGCGCCGACCAAAAGGUUUCCAUCAUAAAUUUGCCUAAGUUUGGUUUUAAUGGUACCUUGAGCCCUUCUCUUGCAAACCUAGAGUCUCUUUCUCAAAUUAGACUUCCAUCCAACAAUAUAACAGGUCAGGUUCCCACUAACUGGACUAGCUUGAAAUCUCUGACAUAUUUGGAUUUGAGUGGCAAUAACAUUUCCCCUCCAUUUCCAAACUUCAGCAAAACAGUAAAACUUGUCCUAUAUGGCAAUCCUCUAUUAAGCAGUAAUCAGUCUACUACACCGGGAAACAGUCCGUCAUCUGGAGGUUCACAAUCAUCCUCUGGCUCAGCUUCACCAACCAUGGGAUCAAAUUCUGGCACCAGUGAUUCGUCUGAAGAACCAACCAAAAAUAAAAAUUCCAAAGGGCCCAAGUUAGUUGUAAUUGUAGUCCCUCUUGCGAGUUUUGCACUUCUUGUUUUUCUGGUUGCUCCUCUUUCUAUUUAUUACUGUAAGAAGAGGAAAAAUACCAACCAGGCUUCUAGUUCCCUUGUGAUUCACCCAAGAGAUCCGUCUGACUCAGAAAAUAUGGUUAAGAUUGUAGUGGCCAAUAGCAACAAUGGAAGUGUUUCCACACUGGGGGCUUGUUCUGGAAGCAGAAAUAGUAGUGGGACAGGUGAAUCUCAUGUCAUUGAGGCUGGAAAUUUGGUCAUAUCUGUUCAAGUUCUUCGAAAUGUAACCAAGAACUUUGCCCCAGAAAAUGUACUUGGACGUGGAGGUUUUGGUGUUGUUUAUAAGGGAGAACUGGAUGAUGGAACAAAAAUAGCAGUGAAAAGAAUGGAGGCAGGCAUCAUUAGCAGCAAAGCUUUGGAUGAAUUUCAGGCUGAAAUUGCAGUUCUUUCAAAGGUCCGGCACCGUCAUUUGGUAUCUCUUUUGGGGUAUUCUGUUGAAGGAAAUGAGAGGAUUCUGGUAUACGAAUACAUGCCUCAAGGGGCUCUCAGCAAGCACCUUUUCCAUUGGAAGAGCCUUAAAUUGGAGCCUCUAUCUUGGAAGAGAAGGCUAAACAUUGCUCUGGAUGUUGCUAGAGGGAUGGAAUAUCUUCAUACUCUGGCUCAUCAAACCUUCAUACACAGAGAUCUUAAAUCUUCAAAUAUCUUGCUUGGUGAUGAUUACAGGGCGAAAGUUUCAGAUUUUGGAUUGGUGAAACUCGCCCCUGAUGGGGAGAAGUCUGUGGUGACCAAGCUUGCUGGGACAUUUGGAUACUUAGCACCAGAAUACGCCGUGACAGGAAAAAUCACAGUUAAAGUGGAUGUCUUCAGUUUUGGGGUUGUGUUAAUGGAGCUAUUGACUGGAUUGAUGGCACUAGAUGAAGACAGGCCUGAGGAAAGCCAAUACUUGGCGGCAUGGUUCUGGCACAUAAAAUCUAACAAGGAGAAGUUGAUGGCUGCCAUAGAUCCAGUCCUUGACAAGAAAGAAGAAACAUUAGAGAGCAUCUCCACUAUCGCAGAACUGGCUGGGCACUGCACAGCAAGAGAGCCGAGCCAACGACCUGAAAUGGGCCAUGCAGUGAACGUACUGGCCCCUCUUGUUGAGAAAUGGAAGCCAUUUGAUGAUGACACAGAGGAGUAUUCUGGUAUUGAUUACAGCCUUCCCCUGAACCAGAUGGUGAAGGGAUGGCAAGAAGCAGAAGGAAAGGACUUCAGCUACUUGGACCUAGAGGAUAGCAAGGGGAGUAUCCCAGCAAGGCCAACUGGAUUUGCAGAUUCCUUCACUUCAGCUGAUGGUCGAUAAAUGAGGUAUUUUGUGGCAUUCCAUUUAUCGCACACCAUUCUUCGGUAGGGUCAUGUAGAUAGCACAUCAUUUUCUUUGUGGUGUUUGAGAAUUUAAUGUACGUGGUAAGGGUGUUUGAAUUAAGUUGGGGAUUUGGAAUGGUAAGAGAUGCCAUGUUGAACUUUGAUCAUCAGCUGUGCAUGGGGGUGUAGAUACAGAACCAAAAAUGGAAUGUGAACUGCUUUAUCUGUUGUUCCUGUAUGGAAUCCUGUAAAUUCCUUAUCCAUCCAUAAUUCCAUUUCCCUUUCUCAAAA